UGGUGCCAAGUUCCCUCCUCCUUUAAUGAGAGAGAGAGAGAGUUGUGUCAGAAGCUCCGAGCAUCAGUGAAGAUGAAAAAAUAUCUUCCCUAAUAUAUUAAAUCAUUGCACAUUUUCGAAGUUAAUAACAACGACGACCUUGACUCUACCCCUUCAAAGACUCUAUCUUUCUAUCCUGCUUCCAGUGUACCUGUUCAUUUAGAAGCAACCAACUCACUGCUGCAUACAUUCUUUAUGGAAUAGGUUUCCACUGGGUUUUGAGGCUGAAUCGUUAGCUUGACGGGUGAGGUUUUUGACAGGGUACAACUUUGACAAGGUAGCGAUGGACAAAGAUUUCGAAACAUGGCUAGACGAAACAAUGGUAUUGUUGGGUGCCAUACAAGAAAAUGAUUGUCAGCCACACAGCAUUGCCAUUGUUCCGGAGGAACUUGGGAAAUGGAGCAAGAAAGAGUACGAGCCAAAGGUGGUGUCGAUCGGGCCCCGGUUCAAGGGAAGAAAGAAACUUCUACCAAUGGAAGAGAUCAAGUUGCGUUGCAUGCUGCACCUUUCUAAGAGAACAGGAAGAGAUUCUCUCGAGGAAAAGCUAAAAAGCUGUAUGAGAUUCAUCUUUAGGUUAGACGCAGCUGUUCGCACUAGCUAUGGGGAUCAAAUCGAUUUGGACAGCUACGGUCUAGCCACCAUUAUGUUACACGACGCUUGCUUUCUCUUAGAGCUUUUCAUUUCUCAAUCAGUGGAAUGGAAUUCAAAGCUACAACCCCACAAUGACACACUCCCUCCUAGCCCCGCAGCUCAACUCGGGAAUAUCGAACUCAUCUUGAGCGAUCUCACCUUAUUAGAAAACCAGAUACCCUUUUUUGUUCUCUUUCACGUCUUCGCUAUAUUUUUUCCCCAUCUCGUUCCUAACGACAACCCGUUUCUCUGGAAGAUUUACCUUAGUAUUACACAAGAUUUGGCGCUGUCUCUUUUUGGCUACUCUCGUGAUUCAAGUUCUACCUCUAUUCCCGAUCCCAUUGAUGCCUCUCACAUUCUUCAACUUAUUCACUCCUUCAUUCUCAAUCCCCAAAGCCACCAUGGUUCAUGUGUUAUUGAUAUUGAAGUUAAUGUUAAUAAACAAAUAGAACCCAAAUUUUGUGCCACUAGGCUCUUAGCCGCCGCUGGGGUUACUAUAGUCAAAACUGAAGACAAUUCUAUUAUUCCAAAAUUCAGCAGCAGGAAUGGGGUGCUAGAAGUUCCUCCCUUGCAUAUCACUCAAACCAUGGAAGCAACGUGGCGAAAUUUUAUUGCUUGGGAGCUUCACACUACCAGGUGGAAAAAAAGUGUUGGAAGAGAUUUGUUCACUGUUCGGGCGUUGCUCUACAAUGAUUUGAUAUGCUGUGCAAGCGACGUUCAACUGCUUAAAAACAAGGGAAUCAUCGUAGAUGAGUUGGGUAUGAGUAAUCACCAUCUCAUGGAUCUUCUUCGUUCCAUCACAAAUGGAGUUGACCGUGCUCUUGUUGAUUCAACUUACUGGAACAUGAUUCAUGCCCUCAAUACCUAUAAUGCAACAAAUUGUGUCAUAGGCUUUCCCAUAAUUGUGUGGCAUUAUUUGAGCCGAUUUUCAGAAUGGCUUUACGGUCUGAACAAGUUUUUAAGGCGCGGUUACAACUUUGCUGCUGCGUUGAUAACUCUUCUCACUGCCAUCCAGACUUGUUAUGCAAUACUCAGCUAUCAUUAUCCAAAGAAGAAUUAGUUUUUCUUUAUCCAAUUUAUGUUAUUUAAAUGAUUUUCCAUUGCUUUCAGAAUAUUUACUUGCAUUGUAUUAAUUUCUACAAGGCAAACUUACCUUCUUUGUUUGAGUUUU
This is a messenger RNA of Cajanus cajan (pigeon pea), 1840 nucleotides long. NCBI's taxonomy places the organism in Eukaryota, Viridiplantae, Streptophyta, Magnoliopsida, Fabales, Fabaceae. The record is from RefSeq and is a predicted model, not a curated record.